AUGGCAGAACAGGAGAAUUCCGAGAUCCAUGCCGAGACAACAACCAGCAUCCGCCCACCUGGUACCGAACUUCUCUACGACAACGCAAGCUAUCUACAAUAUGUCAAAGACAAACAAGUCAAUCAUAUCAUUCUCGUGCCCCAGCCUUCUACCAACGAUCCAAAUGAUCCACUCAGAUGGUCCAGGGCCAAAAAGUGGAUUGUCUUCCUGAAUGGCGUUUUCUACGCCUUUAUGGGAAGUGUUACUGGUCCGAUCAUGGCUGCGGGAACGAUACCGUUGACACAAAAGUUUGGUGUUUCUCUGCAGAAGCUUACUUAUGCGAAUGGCGCCACUUUGAUCUGUCAAGGUGUUGGAAAUAUAUUUUGGAUGCCUUUCGCUAUCAAAUUUGGCAGACGACCGGUGUAUUUGAUGUUCAAUCUAUUGAUGGGUGUAGCGUGUAUCUGGCUUGGCAUUGCAUCCAACGCUACAUACACGCCUUUUGUCAUCGGCCGGGCUUUUCUGGGGCUGUUUGAAGCACCCAUCGAAUCAAUAGUUCCAACCACUAUAACUGAUACGUUCUUCCUCCACGAACGCGGAGCCAUGGUUUCUAUUUACGGUCUUUCCGUUCUUAGUGGUAACGAACUUGGGCCUUUGUUCUCUGCCCUCAUCAUUCAGUACCUUAGUAUGGCAUGGGCAUUCUACAUCGUAGCUAUGUUCAUCGGUCUCAAUUGCCUCACCAUGUUCUUCUUCAUGACGGAAACAAAAUACACGAACCCGCAUUUCCCGACCUCCUUGGGAAUCACUGCGCAAGGUCAGCCGGAGGAAAAGAUCUGCGCUCAAAAAAUCGAGGAUAUACAUAGUAGCUUUUGCAAUGAGCCAGCAGCUCAGGCACAUGCUCUACAGAAGGAUAACUACCUCAAGGAACUUCGGCCAUUCCGAAAGGGUGAUCCUCAAAUAUCUCUGCUGAAGGUAUUCCUUCGACCUUUCGCGCUCUUAUGUUAUCCCACGGUGUUAUGGGCCUCUAUGAUAUACGGUGUGUCUCUUGGCUGGAAUGUCAUAAUCGGUUCCACCGUGGCCCAGCUCUUCGGAGGACCAUACGGGUUUGACUCCCAAGCACAGGGCCUGAUAUUUCUAUCUCCUUUUGCAGGGUCAAUCGUUGGCGCAUGGCUCUGUGGUUCUGUUUCUGACUCUUGGUCUAACUAUCUUACGCGCAAAAAUGAUGGUAUUCGCAAGCCCGAGAUGAGAUUGCCCGCCAUGUGUAUGGGAACAUCACUGUUGCUGUUUGGAUCCCUCAUCGCAGCCUUAACAUAUCACUUUCACGCGCAUUGGGCUGGGCCUGUUAUAGGCUUGGGUGUACUAACUGCGGGGGCUCAAAUCGGUGUUUCCCUGUCCAUGAGCUAUGCUCUGGACUGUCACAAAGAGUUAUCUGUCGAGUUGAUGGUGACAGUAGCAUCUCUCAAAUCUCUUAUGGCAUGGAUAUGGACGUGGGUCAUUAACGACUGGAUUGUAAGCAGUGGCAUGCUUACAGUUUAUAUGAUUAUUGCUGCUAUUAAUGUUGGUAUUCACUUAACGACAAUUGGUCUAUAUUUAAAAGUGCAAGUGUCGUGGCAGCAGAACAACUAUGGAACUGGAGCCGCAAUCGUUCUGGAGCCCCGAGAGGUCUGCAUCUUCGGUCGUUAUUGGGAACCCUUCGCUCUUUAG
This is a messenger RNA of Fusarium odoratissimum NRRL 54006, 1680 nucleotides long. RefSeq lists its product as uncharacterized. The transcript is spliced from 5 exons. Gene Ontology annotation, biological process: transmembrane transport. Gene Ontology annotation, molecular function: transmembrane transporter activity. Lineage: Eukaryota; Fungi; Ascomycota; Sordariomycetes; Hypocreales; Nectriaceae. The record is from RefSeq and is a predicted model, not a curated record. The coding region runs from base 1 to 1680 and encodes 559 amino acids.